Molecule: messenger RNA, 698 nt
Organism: Aspergillus japonicus CBS 114.51
Lineage: Eukaryota; Fungi; Ascomycota; Eurotiomycetes; Eurotiales; Aspergillaceae
Exons: 2
Coding region: 102-467 (121 amino acids)
Source: RefSeq, a predicted model, not a curated record
AGGAAUUGGACAAAGAAAUAGGAGGAGAAAAAAGAAACAAGAAACAUUGGACAGGGUUGAGACGGAGCGGACUGGAUUAUUAUCAUUAUCAUGAGACUGAAAUGAUCCAUCAAUUGGGAGGUCUCUCUCUCUCUCGCUCUCCCUCUCUCUCUUCUUUCUGUCUUUCUCUCCUUUCUUCUCCGAUUACCAGUCAAACAUCCUACCCAAUUCCGAGAAGUUACCAGUCGAGAAAGAAACACGCCUCGCAUCGAGAUGUUUCCGCAUUGGACUACAUCCGGGUCAAUCAGCCGUUCUUGUCCAUGCUCCUUACUCCGUACGACAGGAUGAGCCCGCAUCAGAACAUCUUCACCUACAGUAUCAAUAGUAUCAGGUACUCCGUAGGUACUGUACUAAAACCCUCGAGGCCUUUGACCGGUCACAUCCUCGACCUCUACUAUGAUACUGCUACUGGUACUUUAGUGGAGUAAUCUCCUGUCUGAUAUAGCCUUAGCAGUACGAGCUACGAAAUAACGAAUACCUAGGCCACUGCAGGCUUACCGAUUUAGAUUUGCCUUCUACUUAGGAAGCCUAAGACGAGGUGAUACUGUGAAAGUGACAGCCUCUGACCGCCGGAUCCGAGUGACAUUUAUAGCCAAGUCAGUAUCCUCAGUCAUGGCAAGCAGCCACCUCCGAGAGGGCCCGUGAGCUCAGAUACCAAG